Molecule: messenger RNA, 837 nt
Organism: Propithecus coquereli (Coquerel's sifaka)
Lineage: Eukaryota; Metazoa; Chordata; Mammalia; Primates; Indriidae
Gene: MTRFR
Product: chromosome unknown open reading frame, human C12orf65
Exons: 4
Coding region: 244-783 (179 amino acids)
Biological process (GO): translational termination
Cellular component (GO): mitochondrion
Molecular function (GO): translation release factor activity
Source: RefSeq, a predicted model, not a curated record
UCUGAUUGGCUCUCUGGGAACCUACCGCGGCCACGAGGGAAAGAAGCUUCAGCUUCUCGCAUGCGCAGUUAGUAAGAAUGAGCCUCAGGCCGCUGAGGGAAGCCGGGACGAGAGUACGGCGCGUGCGCAGAGCCAGGAACGCGUUGCGAACUCUCUUCUGCGGUGAUCCAGGAUCUCCCAGAACGUUGGGGGCGGGAGGCCGGUCCUGAGAUCAGGUCCGGAGCAAGCAGAGCCACUUUCUUUAUGAGCACCCCAGGUUUAUUUCGUUUUCCUGCACCCCUGUCCAGAAUACGCACAGUGCCAUGGGGACUCCAGCUUUGGGAGAAGCUGACAUUGUUAUCCCCAGGAAUGGCUGUCACUCCAGUCCCAAUGGCAGGCAAGAAGGAUUGCCCUGCUCUGCUUUCCCUGGAUGAGAAUGAACUCGAAGAACAGUUUGUGAAGGGACAUGGUCCAGGGGGCCAAGCAACCAACAAAACCAACAACUGUGUGGUGCUGAAGCACAUCCCCUCGGGCAUCGUGGUGAAGUGCCAUCAGACAAGAUCAGUUGAUCAAAACAGAAAGCUAGCUCGGAAAAUUCUACAAGAGAAAGUGGACGUUUUCUACAAUGGUGAGAACAGUCCAGUUCUCAAAGAAAAACGAGAGGCAGAGAAGAAAAAGCAAGAAAGGAAAAAAAGAGCAAAGGAAACCCUAGAAAAAAAGAAACUACUGAAAGAACUAUGGGAAUCGAGUAAAAAUGUGCACGGAGACGGGAACUGCAGGACGGACAAAGCUGCCAGGGAGUAACGGCGGUUCAGAGUCAAGUGAACCAUGGGAGGAAAAACCAAACUGCUAUCAUUU